ACCGAGCGAAAAGACCCCACUGUGGUUUGUUUACAUCUGUCAGCUGAUCCACAAGAAACCAGCCUUUCACUAGCUAAUGCGAAACCCGUAAAGUGCAUUUCUUUGAUCAUUUGCAAAACACGUACUCAGGGAAGAUUUAAAUUCACCUCUCCAACAAUGUCUCAGCCUCAAGAGACAGGAUCAGAGCAGAAGGAGCAUAUUGCCAAGCAGCUGGCAGAAGACUAUGCCAAGUAUUUCAUUGUUGAUACAACAAAAGAGAGAGGUGCUCUUGAUCAUGAGUUAGAAUCUAUGCUGACUAGACUUGAGGAAUAUGGAAGUCUCCUGGAUCGGACCCGAGGAGAAAGUCGACACACUUUGGAUAUACUAGUACCCCAAGUUUACUCACAUUAUCAAGCCCUACAGCGAACAUUCCAGAGUAUAGACAAUUUGGAAACCUUAGUGAUGAGGGUAAAGAAUGACCUUGGGAAGAUGGAAGCAGCUGUAGAACGAGCAGAGGCGGACCUUGGGCCUGCUCAUGGCUUAACAACAGUGAUACGACCUCUGUUUUUUAAAAGAGACCACCAUCAAACACCAAGACCCACAGGAUCACAGCUCACUUUCCAGCCACCCGAGAUCUUUCACACACAAGACUUCUUUGAAACACAGGAUAAACAUACUUCUGGUGAAAGGCCAAAAGUUCAAAGCUAAAAUUGUAAUCUUGUAUUCUUUUUUUUUUUUAUUUUUUUUUUUUUUUUCUCUCAAACCAUUAUUGCCUUACUGUUACUUAUGAGGUUUAAAAGUCUCAUGGACUUGGUCAAGGAUAUCCCAUAUAUUGUGUCUUAUUUGAGUCAUUGUUCUGUCAGUAGUGAACUAGUAAAUCUUUCUUCUUUUCAGUAGUCAGAGUGACUGCAUAUCACUAUUUUACAGUAAUAAACUUUUAUUGCAAAUGAGUAAAGUAUAGAUUCAUUAGCUAUGCCAACACACAAGUGUGAUUGUACAAUUGCAAGCAUACUUGCACACACAUGCACAUGCAAAAACCUUAAUUAUACCUACACCCAUAAGCCCCUCCACACAUCCACAUCCACAUCCACACCUAACCCAUACUCUUUCACCUUCACAUACACUCACACCUACACCCAGACCAACAUCCACACACCAACAUCCACACCCACACCCAUACCCAUAC
Messenger RNA from Penaeus vannamei (Pacific white shrimp), 1165 nucleotides. RefSeq names its product biogenesis of lysosome-related organelles complex 1 subunit 4 (gene Blos4). The record is from RefSeq and is a predicted model, not a curated record. Gene Ontology annotation, cellular component: BLOC-1 complex. NCBI's taxonomy places the organism in Eukaryota, Metazoa, Arthropoda, Malacostraca, Decapoda, Penaeidae.